This is a messenger RNA of Lobosporangium transversale, 3260 nucleotides long. Its product is annotated as Sodium/hydrogen exchanger family-domain-containing protein. Gene Ontology annotation, biological process: proton transmembrane transport. The record is from RefSeq and is a predicted model, not a curated record. Lineage: Eukaryota; Fungi; Mortierellomycota; Mortierellomycetes; Mortierellales; Mortierellaceae. Gene Ontology annotation, cellular component: membrane. The transcript is spliced from 4 exons. The coding region runs from base 303 to 3152 and encodes 949 amino acids. Gene Ontology annotation, molecular function: antiporter activity.
CUUUUUCAUUAACUAUUCUCCUUUUGCUCUUUUUCACUAAUCAUUCUUGUUUUCACUCAACCCCUCAUUUACCUCAUCCACAAAAAAAAAAGUGUAACUUCGUUCUAUUAACCUUUGGAUUCGAAUAGAUAAACCUAGUUGUUACUACCUAACGAACAGAGACAGUAACACGCCACCCACCCAUAUUAGGUGGAGCAAAACCGCCUCUCUUUUUAAUCACUCUUCAUUCCUUUUGGUUUCCUUGGCAAUACAUCAAAACCAUCUGUCCCAUCUGCAAGGAGUCAAUUAAGUUCAUCGCCAUCAUGGGGUCAUCAUCUGGGAGUAUUGUCACUGGCCUCAAUCCUACGGAAGUCAACCCGUCAAAUCCAUUGGUUCUCUUUGUGAUCCAGGCGGUCAUCAUUAUCGGGCUAUGCUAUCUUUUGCAUUUUGUAUUGAGAAGGCUCAAGCAACCUCGUGUUAUUUCUGAAGUCAUCGCUGGUAUCAUCCUUGGACCCUCCGUCAUGGACCGUAUUCCCGGCUUUACGGAGACUAUUUUCAACCCAGCAAGUUUGUCCUACCUGAAUCUCGUCUCCAAUAUCGGCUUAGUGCUAUUCCUAUUCCUUGUUGGCCUCGAGCUCGAUCCAGCACAAGUCGUGAAGCGCGCUAAAUUUGCUCUUGGAAUAUCGUUUGCUGGUAUGGCUUUACCGUUUGGUGUAGGCGCAGCUGUCAGUUACGUGCUUUAUGAAGAGCUUGGGCCUGAUACUACGGUGGGCUUUGGUCAGUUUCUCCUUUUCUGUGGUGUGGCAAUGUCCAUCACUGCGUUCCCAGUCCUGGCCCGUAUCCUCGCUGAGCAGAAGCUGCUGACAACUAAGGUUGGAUUCUUAACUAUUUGCGCCGGUGCUGUCGGGGAUAUUGUUGCAUGGAUUUUGUUGGCCCUCGUAGUCUCAAUCAUCAACAGUGCCAGUCAAAUUACACCUCUUUACGUUGUCCUUCUAUCGAUUGCAUGGAUCCUUAUUUUGGUCUUUUUGAUUCGCCCUGUUAUCAUCUUCAUGAUCAGAGUUACAAAGUCACAAGAUGAACCAAGUCAGACCAUGAUGGCGUUCAUUCUUGUCGUGGUAUUGAUCAGCGCUUUCAUGACUGAUAUCAUUGGUGUGCACGCUAUCUUUGGCUCGUUUGUAGUUGGAUUGGUCAUUCCCAAUGACACAGGUUUUGCAGAUGGAGUUACCAAGAGAAUCGAGGAUCUUGUCUCUGUUAUCUUUCUGCCCAUUUAUUUUGCUCUCUCAGGACUCAAGACACAGAUUGGACUAUUGGACAAUGCUCGAAUUUGGGGACUGGUAAUAUUGACAACCUUUGUUGCCUGCUUUGGAAAGAUUGUUGGAUGCACAGGUGCAGCCAAACUCCAAGGCAUGGAGUUCCGGGAGUCCCUCGCUAUUGGAGUCCUUAUGAAUUGCAAAGGUCUUAUCGAACUAAUUGUUCUCAACAUUGGUUACGAUGCUGGAGUCAUCAACGCCAAAGUCUUCGUCAUCAUGGUCAUGAUGUGUUUGAUCACCACCUGCAUGACUACUCCUGGUGUCUCGUGGGUUUAUCCAGUCCACUAUCAGCGCGCAGUAGCCCAGCGCACAUUGGCCAAAGAAAAAGCCAGCAAGGAUGCUGAGCGCACAGAGUCUUUAGAUAAAUCCGAGACUGCGAAGACUGGUAUUAUGUUGUGUCUCGAUAAGAUUCAGAACCUUCCAGCCAUGAUGACAUUUCUCGACAUGUUGCAUCAUGCUUCACCAAAGCCUUCACAUACCACUCAUCACUCAAAUCUGCCUAUUUCAGGCACCAAUGGAUUUCCUGGCCAUCCUGUAGCGUCAAACGCAUCAAGUGUAGGUCCGACUCUUCUCGCUCUUCGCCUUCUGCAUCUUACUGAGCGUAGCUCGUCGGUUCUGAUGGCCGCUACCGAGCGUGCUGAAGUGCUGCGCCGCGACACGCUCAUGGUUGUAUUCCAAGCAUUUGCGAAGCUUAAUGGUAUUUUGGUCAAGCCACGAAUGACUUUAUCUACUGAUCCUGAGGAUUUUGCUCAAAGUAUAUAUGAUGAAGCCCUUGAGAGCGAUGCUGGAAUUAUUAUCUUCCCCUGGAACUCGACUUCACUCCCUGAUCCGCCUGCUAGCACAGUGGAUGACAGCCAGAACACAAUACUGCCCAAGCCCCUCAUUCCUUCUAACACACGAGUAGUCACUCGGCUCAUGAAUACAACAUCAAACACUGGAAUAGCCAUAGCUAUUUUUGUCGAAAGGGAGUUUGGAGGAUCUGGAAGCUUUUUGACAAUCAUGGUGCCGCUUUACGGAUCCCAGGACGAUGAAGAAGCUCUGAAACUUGCAUCAGUUUUGAGUCAUAAUAAGUCAUGUAAAGUCGUCAUUGUGCGCAUCGAGGCGGUACAAAAGCAAAAGGAAGCUACAGGAGAUAUUCAAAUAGAUAUCGAUGGCCAGUCAAUCCAUUCUGACCAGGGUGAGGACCAACGAGCAGAGCUACCUGACGACAAUAAUGUUCUAGCCCAAGAAUACUUCGGACAUCGCUCUUAUAUCCAUAUUGAAAAGCGAUUGAGUAAGAGAUUUAGUUCUGACAGCCCUGGUGCCGAAAUCGAGGUUCGUGAGAACGUCUUUGUCCACCAGGUAUCCACGAUCCAGGAUGCCAUUAGCCUUUCAAAGGCUACUCUUGGACCAAGGGAUCUGCUAGUCUUGGGUCGAGGAUCAAUUCACAAUGCCGGACACCGCAGUACUACUGCUUCCAUAUACUCACCAGAAGCAUACAAUGGGUUCCAACAGACUUCUUCACAAGCCGCUUCAACGCAUCCUAUUGACAACCUACCUGGCGACAAUAGUAACCUUCGACAUCGACAUCCUCUUCGGACCCAGCCUUCAUCCCGAGAUAUCCAUCACUCGACAAUGGCAGUGUCCAACAUCUUAGGUAUUACAGCACAACAGUUCCUGUCGUCAGAGGUUUCAUGCUGUCUGUUAGUAGUCCAAUCAGGCAAACGACCGAGCCAUCCCGUUCUAUCGCGUGCCGCCUCGUCUAUCUUCCAUGCUUCUCACCGCAUGCAACACGCCAGAGACGUGAGUACGGGUAGUAGUCGUCCAAAGGGGUUCGAUAGAGAACAUUCUUUCCAUUUGUCACCUGAGCCUGCACCGCAGUAGGAGAUCCAGUCGAAGCAGCAAGGAUCAAGCAUAAACUCUGUUGUUGUGUACCAUUUGUAUAUAAAUAUAUAUUAUUAAAUUUAAAUAAAUCAUUUUAUAAGCCACAUU